Candoia aspera is the source of this 1635-nucleotide messenger RNA. It is a transcript of the gene TMEM237, whose product is annotated as transmembrane protein 237. Gene Ontology annotation, biological process: cilium assembly. Gene Ontology annotation, cellular component: ciliary transition zone. The coding region runs from base 1 to 1398 and encodes 465 amino acids. Lineage: Eukaryota; Metazoa; Chordata; Lepidosauria; Squamata; Candoiidae. The record is from RefSeq and is a predicted model, not a curated record. The transcript is spliced from 12 exons.
AUGCAAAGGACUGGGACCAUCAAUUCGAUAUAUAAAUCCCAGAGAAAGGAGAGCAGUUUCUUCUCCUCGCAAGUAGAUCCCCAGCCUACUCUGCAGCCGACCAACCACCGCAAUGCUCUGAACAUCAUCGGAAAACAGGAAACUUGCAGGACGCAGCAGCGGGAACUAGGAGCUCAGCCUCCCCACCCGGAAAUGGCGCCGCCGGCUCCCCUCCUCUUCCCUCGGCGUCUGCAGCAGGAGCGUCUGGGAGAUCUGGCGCGGUUUCGGUUGCUAUGUUACGGGGGGAUUGUUUGUGCACAGAACGGCCCCAGUUUAGGUCCUUUUCGAAAUGAAAUUCCUCUCAGUCGCCCCAAAAAGAAAAAAGCCAAAAAAAACUCAUUAGAUGGCACUGGUCAAGUCGCUGAAAGCAAUGAGCCUCUGACCGCUGAAGUACAGGGUGUUCCACCUCAGAAGAAGCGUAGGAAAAAGAAGAUGCCUCCAGAAUCUGAAACAUCAUUUACUGAACAGAAUGGAAACGACAGGGAUCCUUCACCAGUGGAAGAUACAGUAAAUCGUAAACAGUGGAAAAGAGUAAAGAAAACCCGGCCUGCAGGGAGUUCCAGCGAAUUGGUUGUGGAGGAUGAAGAUAUAAUUGAGGAUGAGCAAGUAAAAGGCACAGAACAGCAUCCUGUGUUUUCUGCUCCAACUGGGGUUAGCCAACCUAUUAGCAAAGUGUUUGUUGAAAAAAACCGGCGUUUUCAGGCAGCAGACCGCAAGGAUUUGAUUAAAACUACUGAAAAUGUUGAAAUGUUUAUGGAUAUAAAAGCUUCCUGGACCACUAAGGAUGUGGCACUUUCAGUUCAUCGUGGUUUUAGGGUGAUUGGACUUUUUACUCAUGGCUUUCUUGCUGGCUAUGCUGUGUGGAACAUCAUAGUGAUUUAUGUUCUGGCAGGAAAUCAGUUUUCAACUAUUUCAAACUUGCUGCAGCAGUACAAAACUUUGGCAUAUCCUGCUCAAUGCCUCCUUUACUUUCUACUUACAAUUAGUACUGUUUCAGCUUUUGACAGAAUCGAUUUGGCUAAAGCAACAGUGGCAGUACGCAGUUUUCUUACAUUGGACCCAGCAGCAAUUGCUUCUUUCAUGUACUUUGCUGCUCUUGUCUUGACUCUGAGCCAACAAAUGACGAGUGACAGAAUCAACUUGUACACAUCACCUUUAGAAAAUGGUAGUCUUUGGAUUUCACAUGAAGAAAAAGAGAUUCUUCAGCCUUGGAUUGUGAUUAAUCUCGUGAUAGCUCUUCUUGUUGGGAUCUCCUGGUUCUUCUUGUCAUACCGGCCCCAGUUGGAUCACAGUGAAGAGCUGAUGUUUAAUGGUGAAGUGGAAGAAUAUCCAGAUAAAGAAGCUAAAGUGUCUUCUUAGUGUAGACAACUUCUUCAAUUUCUUAAGAUGCCUUAGUGAUUUAUACUUGCAUGUAAUAUUUUUACAUUUUUUUAAAAUUUAAUUUGAAUGAAUUUUGUAAUUACACUAUUUAUAAGUUAUGGUAAUGCAAUACAAAAUUAUUUUUCUUAAUCAUCAAGUUAUUUUCUAUGGAUUUUAUGCAGCUAUCAGGGAAGGAAGAUGAAUAGAAAAGGGGAAAAAUCCAUUGUAACGUAUUUA